This is a messenger RNA of Daktulosphaira vitifoliae (grape phylloxera), 2360 nucleotides long. RefSeq names its product rab11 family-interacting protein 4 (gene nuf). Gene Ontology annotation, biological process: endocytic recycling; regulation of cytokinesis. Gene Ontology annotation, cellular component: cleavage furrow; recycling endosome membrane; endocytic vesicle. Bases 465 to 1847 code for a protein of 460 amino acids. Lineage: Eukaryota; Metazoa; Arthropoda; Insecta; Hemiptera; Phylloxeridae. The record is from RefSeq and is a predicted model, not a curated record. The transcript has 13 exons.
UCCUACACAGGUGAAAUGUCUGUUGUUAUUGCUGCAUAAUUGCCGUCGUCGUAGUAGUUUUGGAUCUCUUUUGUUUUUUUUUUUUUUUAAGUCAUUUAAAUGAUGAUCACAAACAUAUGUUGAUCAUCUACUACUGCGGUGGCGGCAUCAUAGGUUUAGUUAAUAUUUAAAUAAUUUAAUGAGUGAAAUCUAGUAUUCUGUGUUUUAUCCAUAAUUUUUUUUAUUUUUUUACAGUAUUAAUUUUCAACUGUAUUAUUUUAUUAAUUAAUCGAAGUAUUCUAGCUAAAUAAUUGUAUAGUUCUAUAAACGUCGCAUACUGUUAUUAUUUAGUUAUAUUUUUUGAAAAUGUUAGUGUUAUUUAUUAAGCCAUCCAAUAUUGCACAGCAUAUGGAGAUGAGAAUUUUGGUGAAGCUUUAGCCUUACAUUCUGUUACAAUUUCAUGAUACCCAAAGGUUUUGGCUAGGAUGAUGGCGCCCAAAUUGCAAGAGGAAAAUAUUAUCAACAACAACAACAAAGGUGAUAAUCCUAAAUUCAAACUUAACAUAGAAGAUUCCACUGCUGUGAACGGCGGCAAUACGGAUUCCAACUCGACAAAUAACAGUCAGUUUUCGAGUAUGUCCGAAGAGGAAAGCUACGAGUGUUACGGAGAAGGAGACAACGUCAUGGAUACGUCAUCACCUAUAAUUAGUGUUAACGGCAUUGAAAAUAAUAAUCCAAACCAACUGGGUUUAAAAAGGAAUACGUGGCUAAGAACUAGUUUGAGGAGAACUAACGGAAACAAUACUGAAGUGUUACCUAACAGAAAAUGGGGUUCUAUGAGACAUUCAUCGGGCAAAAGGAUCAGCUCUAAUGCUCUCGCUAGUGAAUUGUAUCGAAGCUCUAGUUUUAAUUCAUCCGGUCGCAGUUCUAUUUGUGAUACUCCGGACGAUGUUUACUCGGACACUUCUAUUGAAGAGGAUGUUCACGACCUCAACAAUAAGGUUCAAGUACUACAAAAACAAAUGAAUGUAUUAGCUGACAACCAAACAUUAACUGAUGAACGUUAUGCUCGUACCAAAGAAGAAAAUGCUGCUUUACAAGCCCGAGUUCAUAUGCUUGAGGAGCAGUUACGAGAUACUGAGCUUCGUUAUGAAGAAAGACUUGCAUCUGAAGAACGAAGACAUAGAGAGCUUGUUACUCGAGUAGAUCGUGAAAAACAAUUGCAUAUUGAUAAUUGUGCCAUAAGACUUCAAAAUUUUAAAGUGGCAAAAGAAAGUGUACGGCUAGAGGCUGAAAAAUAUAAGUCAAUGUUUGAAACAAUACGUAAUGAAAAAAUUGUUCUUGAAAACCGGGUAGAUGAUCUUAAACUUAGCUUACAAUCUUUCAAAGAUGAAAUACAUAUUUUAGAAGCUGAAUUAAGAAAACAAAAACAACAAAUUAAAGAAAAUGAAGAAAUUAUUGAAGGCUUAACUAAAGAAAUAGAAGUAUCUAGAAUAGAAAAAGAAGCUAUGGUCACUGAACUUCAUUCUCCUUCACCUUAUGUAACUGAACUUACUACUCAACUAGAAUUUCUUAAACAUCAAAAUCAAUCACUAAAAGAUUCUUAUGAUGAAUUGCAAUCAUCUACCAUAGCCAAAAGUAUAGAAAAAGGAAGAAUACUUUUAAAUGAAUCUCCUAGUCUAGCAUCUGAGCUUGAUGGAUUAACUCAUGAUGAUCACAGUCCCUCGUCUUUACAAUUAAAAAAGAUGAAAACUGCUUUAAAAGAUCAACAAGAUGUGAAUGACCAACUUCGUGCUUAUAUUGAUAAUAUAUUAUUAAAUAUUGUUGAAAAUCAUCCAGAAUUACUUGAAGUAAAGCAAAAUUUAUAAGUUAUGUUCCUAAGUAUGGAAAUUUUGUUCAUUUUAUUAAAAACCAUUAGUUUCAUUAUUCUAAUUAUUAUAUUAAUAUUCCCAUUGUUUUGAGAAUUCUUUACCUAUUUAUUAUUUAUAUUACUACCCACCUUUUUUUCUUUUAUGUUUUAAAGACAUUUGCAUUUAAGUGUAUUAUUAAUAUUUUAUUUUCUUGAUUAUUUGUUAAAAUUAAUGCAGUGAUUUACCAAGUGUAAAUAUUUUUUUCAAUAUUUAAUUACAGUUGGUAAAAAUUUGUAAAUAGUAAAAUAUCUUUCCGUCCAAUUGUACAUUGUUAAUUAAUUUUAUGUAACUUUUUAGAUAUCAUAAUAUUUACAUAAAGUCCUACAUGUUAUUGUUAUUUUAUAUAUGUGUGCUUAUUUAUCAUAAUACUGUUAUCUAUACAAAGAGACUGUGAUGUGGUAAUAUAUUAAGUGGAUUUUAUUGUAUUGAGUAUAGUGCCAGAUUCACAAUAAAUAUAACAGUAUUUUUAUA